Messenger RNA from Misgurnus anguillicaudatus (oriental weatherfish), 898 nucleotides. Lineage: Eukaryota; Metazoa; Chordata; Actinopteri; Cypriniformes; Cobitidae. The record is from RefSeq and is a predicted model, not a curated record.
AUGCGCAGUACUAAUCGUGUUUCCGGUACGGAUCAAUACAUCGCGCGUGAACUGAACUCACCUAGAAACGCAGGAAGAGGAUGAAUACCGAAAUGUUUUUGUCAUGGGUCUAUAACCACCCAGAACUUUAUGACAAAAAUCACAGAGAGUACAAAAAUAAUGACAAAAGAGAAGCUUUGUGGAAAGAAUUGGCAGAGAAAAUGGGAAUCUCUGCGGACGAUGUUAAAGCUAAGUGGAAAAACCUACGAGAUACCUACACGAGGAGAAAAAGAGAAGAUUCAGAGUGUCAUAAUGAGCAGGCUGCAAAAAAGAGGAAGCCAUGGAAAUAUAUGAAAACAUUGGAGUUUCUUGCAGAUUUCAUAGAAACAAAAAGUGUUCACAACAACAUUGAAGAACAUAAUGAUAGUGGAAAUGAAGAAGCCACCUCCAGUUCUGGGGCAUCAACGAGAAGUUUGGAGAACCUGACUCACGUGUCAGCACAAAGAAAGAGAAAGCAACCAGAGACUUUGGACUUAUUGGAGAGAUACCUUGAAAAUAAGCAACAAAGAGACAGAGAAAGACAGGAACAAAGAGACCUUCGUAUGGAGGACGACGUAGGUCUCUUUAUGCAAAGCUUGGUUCCAGUCAUUCGAAGACUGUCCCAUGAUACUCGUUCUACACUUAAAUUUCAAAUUCACACACUCGUACAUGAAGCUGAGUGUAGAGAACGGGACAUGAGGGCUUCUUCUCAGCAAUUAUCAAUGUCCUACCACAGUUCACCUCCACAGACACCACCACAGUAUACUGUAAAAAGUGAAGACUGUUCCACUUAAAAACAAUUUACUACAAUUGAUAACACCUAAACAAUACGUUUUAUAAACUUACAUGUUCUCACUUGGAAGUGAAAAAUUUAAGGUGA